GUUCUAUGCCAUACUGUGUUAUGUUAUAGCCAAAGGAACAACAUUUCCAUGGAAAAAAGCCCCCCUUUAGGUUAAAUAAGAGUCAGGUUAGUGGAGAUGCAAGCUCACUCAGUAAGGAUGCAUGUUUGUCAGUGCAAAAAAUUAACAAAAUAAAUUUUUGAAGAAAAGAAAAAGGGAAAAAAUAUUUUGGGCCAAGUCCAAUAAUAUGUCAAACAUUGCUUUGCAGCAUUUGACUGAACAAACAAGUGAUAAAAUUACCUGCAAAAUAAAUAAAUAAAAAUACACCUGUGGAGAAUACGUGACGUUACACCUGCACUCUGCUCACGUGACACCAAGAGGAAGUAGAAAACGUGCAUAAUGAUAACAUCUUUUGCAAAAUGAUUGAUAGGAAAAUCUCCAAACUUGUCUUACGCGCACAAUAAUGAGGUCACUCAAACAAACUCAAAUAAUCUCAAAUAAACUCAAAUAAAAAUCCUCCAUAGUGGGUUUAAGGAAGGUUCUCACGUGGUUAUAAUGAAAGCGAAUGCAGCCAAACUAGUUCUGUGCCCACUUCCCCUGUCUAUACUUGCGCUAUGCGGCUUUCUACUCUGUACACUUGUUUGAUAACCAGGUGAAACAAUGGUGAACGUAAUAACAGUCUUUUUGAGCGUCUUAUUUCUGUGUUUGAGUUCCGCAGCACCGCCAAACUUUGUCGUUUUCUUCGCGGAUGAUCUUGGGUUCGGGGAUCUGGGUUGUUACGGGCACCCCUCCUCCGUGACUCCGAACCUGGACAAGCUGGCGAAGGGAGGACUGCGCUUCAGCGACUUCUACGUCACUGUAGGUGGCUGCAGCCCGUCCAGAGCUGCUUUACUGACUGGCCGAUAUGAGACGCGCUCGGGGAUCUAUCCUGGGGUCCUGUACCCAGGCUCCAUUGGAGGUCUUCCUCUUAAUGAGACCACCAUUGCUGCCAUGUUAAAACCGCUGGGAUAUGCCACAGCCGCAAUCGGGAAGUGGCAUCUGGGAUUAGGGACCAACGGAACGUACCUGCCCACCAACCAUGGAUUUGACCAUUUCCUUGGGAUCCCAUACUCCCAUGAUCAGGGCCCGUGUGCAAACCUGACCUGCUUCCCUCCGGACGUGAAGUGUUUUGGACAGUGUGAUACUGGAGUCGUAACUGUCCCACUGAUGAAGAACGACAAGAUUAUACAGCAACCAGCCAACUUCCUGGAGCUGGAGAAGGCUUACAGCAACUUUGCAACUAAUUUCAUUCUGACCUCAGCCCAGAAGCAACAGCCCUUCUUCCUCUACUAUCCAUCCCAUCACACACAUUACCCCCAGUAUGCCGGCAUGAGGGCAGCAGGGAGGACUUCCAGAGGUCCUUUUGGAGAUGCUCUGCUAGAGUUUGAUGACACCAUCGGAGACAUUAUGGCCACCCUGGACAAGACCGGGGUCCUCAACAACACUUUGGUCCUCUUCUCCGCAGACAACGGACCUGAGCUGUUACGGAGGUCUCGUGGAGGUACGGCUGGUCUUCUGAAAUGUGGUAAGGCGACGACAUAUGAAGGAGGGGUGAGAGAGCCUGCCAUCGCCUACUGGCUUGGAAGAAUCCAGCCUGGUGUUACUCAUGAACUGGCCAGCACUCUGGACAUCCUGCCAACUAUGGCCAAACUGUCAGGAGCCACACUGCCACCUGUGGUUUUGGAUGGAGUGGACAUGACAGACAUCCUCCUUCGUCAUGGCAAGAGUAAAAGGGAGGUGAUGAUGUUCUGGUCCUUAAACCCAAGUAAGAAGCGUGGCCUCUUUGCGUUAAGGCUGAGGAAAUACAAGGCUUACUUCUAUACACAAGGUUCUGUCAAAAGCAGCACCGUACCGGACCCUGACUGCGUUGCCCCUCUUCAGUUCCAUGACCCUCCUCUUCUGAUUGACCUGGAGAGUGACCCGUCAGAGCACUACCCCCUCUCACUGAAGGAACGCCCUGAUCUCCAACAGGUUCUGGAUGAGAUCAUGAAGGUCAAGGCCAGUCUGGAGGCCUCCAUGGAGUUUGGAGAGAGCCAGAUAGGAAAGGGACUUAACCCAAGCCUAGAGCCCUGUUGCAAUCCAGAGUGUAGCCCCAAACCAAGCUGCUGCCAGUGUCUGUAACUAUACACGUUUUGGUAAGGGCAUGAUAAUAUCUACAUAUGUUUAGCUGAAGAUGUUUUAUAUUUUUAAAGGGUUAUGCUAAAUUGACUUUUCAGGGCUUUUCAGAACCAUUCUCAUUUGCACAGUCAGUUGGUUUCAGAAUAUUUCAUACAUGUUCGAGUAAUCUUUAUUCUCCUGUAUUCAAGAUGCCAUUGCUCUGAAAAUUCUCAUUUUCCAAUAUCCCCCUAUAGACCACUACUACUCUGUACUUUGUUCUGAGCAUUUUAGCUUCUUGACUGGUGAUGUAGGAUUCAACAGCGUUGCCUAGUCAUUUUGGUACCAAAAAAUAAAAAAUAAAAUUGACGCUAUUGGAUCCCUAGUCUGCAGGGUCUGGCAGCAGCAGUUAUCAGUAGGAAGUAACCUGACUUUUUUUUUUUUUUUUUUUUUUAGUGAGUUUAGAGCAAUACUGCAAUUUAAAAUCACCAAAAUAUAAAAUAAUGGUCCAUGGGUAUGGUGUCAUAGAUUACAACUAUAAAGCAGACAAAAGCAGAAUACAUAAUAGAAUACUGAAGGAGUACAUUAGUGAAUAAAUGUCCUCUGUCAUUCUAAACUGACAAACUUUUUUGUUGUUUCAUCAUCAAAAACAUACCUGGAAUUGUGUUUUGUUUCAGUCACGUUUCAGUAAUUCUGAAUCUUGUAUAUUGUGAACUCCUGACCACUUGAUGAUGUCUUAUUUGUAUGUCCAUAUACCACCAGUUUUAUUUCAUCACUAAAUUAACCUCAACUAUACAACACUAUCACAUUCUAAAACAUUCAGCUAUUGUACAUAUUAUUAUUCAUAUUUGUUGUUUCUUUUAUCAGUGAAUCGGCUGGUGUUUUAUGUGUAUGUUAAAUUAUGCCGUUUAAUUGUAGUAUUGCACAGUAUUAUUUUAAUGAAGAAAAUGUGAAAUGCUAUAGCAAAGAUGGAAGGUUGCUAAAGUUGUUAAAAACCUGAAGGAAUGCAUAAUAUAAGGUCUUAUAUGGCCUACACACUGCCUCUGUGAAAUCUAAUAAGACAAUUUGUAUGUGUUUUUAAUCUUUGUUGCCAUAUGUUCUUCAUAUGUACAGGUAUUGUUUGAAUUAUAACAUCACACCUAAUUUUUCUUUGAAAUGUAAGACAAAAUAAACAA
Messenger RNA from Boleophthalmus pectinirostris (great blue-spotted mudskipper), 3266 nucleotides. Its product is annotated as arylsulfatase A-like. Gene Ontology annotation, molecular function: arylsulfatase activity. The record is from RefSeq and is a predicted model, not a curated record. Bases 619 to 2118 code for a protein of 499 amino acids. Lineage: Eukaryota; Metazoa; Chordata; Actinopteri; Gobiiformes; Gobiidae. The transcript is spliced from 8 exons.